CCUCACCAGCAAGACGUGUGACAAGCAAUUCACCAGAUGCCAGAUCUUUUCCGGCGUCCCUCCUUCGAGUCAAGUCUUCCAGUGCAUCCAUCUCUUCUUCCCGUUCCCGAAAUUCAUCGGAACAAGACUUCCAAUGGACCCUCUUAGAAAAAUUUCAGAUCACCUUCACUCUGAAGCAGUCAGACACAGUGGUGGGUUGCCAACCGUUAUGGCAGUUAGUGGAGUCAUCGCCAUCGGAACAACAAGAGGACUAGUUUUGGUGUACGACUACUCGCAAAAUCUACGCUGCAUUUUAGGAGAUGAGUCGCAAUCAAAUGAUUCUGGUCCAGUGACUUCAAUCGCCAUUUCCGCUGACCAUACAGCGGUUGCUUGUGGAUACAGUCGAGGAUCUAUAGUAGUAUGGGAUCUGGCUUACCCAAAUCAGCCUGUGCGCAAAAUCCACCCAAUAUCGUAUAGUCAGGUACCAGGUGUGUCUUCUGGCGGAUCUCAACCAGCACCAAGAAAAGAAGGUCAUAUACAAGAUGCUGCUAUCCUGCAUAUUGGGUUUGUUGGCUUAAAGAAGACAGAAAUAGUGUCUGGCGAUGAUCGAGGCAUGGCUUUCUACCAUGUGCUCUACAAGGUUGUUAUGGUAAACGCAAUCGAAACUACCAGAAUUUUAGGAAGAUACCAAAAUUUGUCAUUGGAAAGUGCGUCCGCGGGUAAGCUUACACAACCUGUUGCCGGAUUGAGCUCUGAUAGUUCUGCCGCGAAACCUAAGCGACCCAGCACCGUCUUCGCGAUGCAACCUUUACCACUUGGCCAGGCAAUGCAUAUUGCAGAAACAUUCGGCUUGGUGGCCCUAUUAACGCCUUAUAAGAUGAUCAUUGUCGGGCUCAAACCCUCCCCACAAACGCAAUAUAAAUACGUCAAACCGAAAUCGUCUACUCACUUUCAUCACAAUCCAAUUAUAUCCAAGGGUCUAGCCAAUGAGCAGCCCAACGCACCUCUCGAUUCGACAUCUGAAAGUCUCUCUGGAUGCCUUAGCUGGCUGCCUGUUAUGAAGCUUGGUGGAGUCAAAUCACGUCAAAAUGGCAAAGCCGAUAAAAAAGAUGACGAUAACAAAUCCGAUCCAACACUGGCUUUCUCUUGGGGCCAGCAUCUCAUAAUUAUUCAGGUAGCUGUAGAAUCGCAACUUACCAACAAGUCCAAAGACCCAAGUAGGUCCAGUGUUGUGGCAACCAGCAGUCGGAACAAAUACGGGCGGUUAGAGUUCACUAAAUGUGGUGAAUGGAGAUGUCGUGAUAACAUCGUUGCUCUUCAAUGGAUAAAUCGGCAGAUACUCAUUAUCCUGACCUCAAACGAUAGCAUGAUCGUAUUUGACCCCAAGACAAUGACGGAAACCGAACGUGUAAACAUCAAGUCCAAGAAACUGGUUUUCCACGAUAGUUUUACAACGGCUUUGAAAGAUCUCGCCCAAGAGACAAUGACAUCUGAUGCUAAAUUUACUUCUUCUGGUGACGAAAAUCACAGUGUUGGCCAUCGUAUAAUAGAAAUGGCAUACCACCAUUCCUUACGAAGUUACAAAGGAAGAUUGUUUAUAUUGGGCGUGGACCAUAUUUUUAUAGGAACCUUGUUAUCCUGGGCAGACCGUAUCAUUGCUUUGGUACAAUCUGGUGACUUUCUCGAAGGCAUUGCACUGGCUACCUCGUUUUACGUUGGAAAAUCGACACAAACUGUUCUGGGUUUGCCCGAAGACGAACAUGCUCGACAUCAAAUCGUCGGUGACAAACUACUCGAAUUACUCAAUGCGUCCCUCAAUUAUACCUUUUCAUCGACUCGAACGUAUGAAGGCAUGGUUGAUGAGAUGUCUGGCGGUGGAAGCGUUUUGUUUCACGAUCUCGCCCUAGGAUGCACCGAAGCUUGUAUUCGUAUGGAUAACCAAGAGUUUUUGUUUGAUGUCGCUUACGAAAGAUUUGCCGAUGCUGGAGUUAAAGGUGUAUUCCUUGAAGUUUUGGAGCCAUAUAUUCUACAAAACGAGCUAUGUGAUUUCCCACCGGCGAUAAUGAAAGACUUGGUGGCACAUUAUAGCCACAAGAGGUACUUCACUCGAUUGGAGAAUAUCAUUUGGCACGUCAAUCCACAAUGCCUGGAUAUCGAUCAAGUCAUCAGUACCUGUCAGCGGGAAGGACUCUAUAGCGCUAUGAUUUUCGUCUGGAAUAGGAGCAUGAACGAUUAUGUCAGCCCUGUUGUGGAAUUGCUGAAGGUGAUUCGAAUGGUAUUGAAAGCUGAAAGCUCGAAUACCGCGGAAACGACGGGCGCAGAAUACUUUCUUCGACUUCACUCCACAGCAAGCAAUAGCUUUCCAACCGUUGCAGACGUUGCUAGUGCCACUAUCAAAGCGGAAUCUAUGCGGGAAGGAGCUGAACACAUUUUCAACUACUUGAAAUCCAUCCUUACGGGUAGACUCUAUCCAGAUAAUACACCUCUGCCUUCACAAGAAUCCAAUGUGGCAAGGAGCGCAGUGUAUUCAUUUAUCUUCUCUGGCCGAUGUGUCGUUUGGCCUCGUAUGGGUGGAAAGCUUAUUUUGACUGCUGAGGGCGGCGACGGAUCAUCUGAACCAACCUAUCCAUACCUACGUCUGCUACUUCGCUUCAAUGCGGUCAAAUUUUUGGAUGCUUUGGAAGUAGCAUUUGAAGACCCGUGGCUUAAUGGAAGUGAUGAUAUGUUAAGCUCCGGAUUUGAUGACGAAAUGCCUGGCAAAGUUGUAUCACGGCAAAUCAUUAUCAAUACACUUCUCGAUGUUAUUGGCGGUACAAACUCACCACCUGCUCCAAGACCCAACCCUAUACCUUCUAUAUCCGCAUCCACUGUCAAGUCCAGCGGCUCCGAUUUGAACGGCAUAUUGAAUAACAAUCGUUCCGUAAAACCUACGCAGCAACAUCAAAACCUGAUAUACUUGUAUAUAUUUAUCUCACGCAACUUGCACAAGUACACAACCUUUAUACUACUUCCACCGACUAUUCUUCAUCGAAUAUUGAGAACGUUAGCAGAGGAGCAUGAUGCAGCUACCCAGGACGCUCGUGAACAAGCAGUGCAGAAUCUCUUGACUGUAUAUACCCCAACUGAAGCAGAUCAAAUGGUAUUACUGUACGAAGAAGCUGGGUUCUGCCAAGUACUUGAAAAUAUCUAUCGACGAGACAGCAAAUACCGAAAAUUGGUGGAAACCUACAUCAAAGAUACCAAGCACUUUGCCACGUUAUUCGAAUCGAUCGAAGAAUUGAUUGACGUUAAGAGUAAAUUGACGGAUAGACAAAAGGCAGAUGUGCGACAAGCUGUACUCCUGCGCAUUCCUCGACUUGUUGAAAUUGACGGUCAAAAAACAGCAGAGUUGGUACAACGCUACUUUGGUGGAGACCAUGAAGAUAUGCUAAGGCGAUUGGAGGAUGAGCAAGAAGUGGAUGACGAAGAAUCACGACUAGCGGUUGACCAACAUGUUUUCUUCUAUCUACGUGGUCUAUUAGAACCUGAGGUACCCCAACCUGACCAAGAUGACACGGCUGCAGCUAAACCAGUCGACUUUACGGCUGUGCUCGAUCAAACCUGGCAAAAGAUGGUACCUGAUGUAGAUGCCAAACUGCAUGAGCGCUACGUUGACCUCAUGUGCCAAUUUGACCCCUCCGGUGUUUACAACUAUCUCAAUACUACUUUGGAUGUCAGCUAUAACCUCACUACUGUCCUCAAGAGCUGUGAAAAAUACGGUGUACUCGAUGCCGUUGUCUGGAUUAUGGAGAAAAGCGGUGAUCCACAAGGCGCUCUCACCAAAGUUCUUGAUAUUGUCAGAGAGCAAAUAACUAUUGUUCUUAACCUUCUUAGACAGCACCAUUCUACGAAUGCGCAAGAAGAUUUACCACCAUGGACUUUGACAGAGCAAAAUAUCGUCAGUGAUUGCUUGACCAGAAUUCGAGGUGUUUUGCGAGUGGGAACACACCUCUGCGAAAACAGUAGUCGUAAACUGGCUCUCGCCAAUAGCACAGUCGUCUGUCAAGAUGAUAACCAAGGCUUUGCGUCGCUCAUGAUGUUGACUUCUCCAUCGACGCUGACGCGGCAAAUCAACUCGAAACAUUCCAAUAGUGCCACUUCAGCUCCUUUCUUGUCACCUAGAGCUUUUGUUCAUAAGCCUAAUGCCGAAAAUGAGAGUGAAGAUCUUUGGUUCAAACUAUUGGAUACCUACGUUGAAUCAUCUAUCUCUGUUAUCGCAGCCAUCGGCGGUGCUAUCAAGAAAGGAUCAUUAGAUCGUCAGCCUAUCCAUAUGCCUUCCAAUUUACACGAUUCCAUUGUUUCAUCUUUCAAGUCGUUCGUUCAAUCUAUCCUAACCUCGUUGCUGCUAUCAACCUCUUCACCCCAUGUAUCACUUCCGCGCUUGCUCCUGCGUUUGAUACAAUCUCAAGCAAAGGGAGAUACAACGUUUGCUGACUUUAGAGAUAUAUUCCUCGGAAUGCUCGACACCUACAAAUACGAAGGCCAUCUGCUGGAAAUGACCAAUCGAUUAUUCGAGCAAGAUUUAUUUGUAGGAGUACGGUCGGUAAUACAGAAGAAAAGCAGAGGAUGGCGACCUCGCCGAAUCGUUUGUGAAAUAUGUCAUCUUACGUUACUGGAUCUAUCUAUUCUUCAAAAACCAUUCGCCUUUGAUGUGGAUGACAACGACGUUGCUACAGACCAAGCUCAUCUAGCUUUGGAAGGUGGUGAACAAGGCGAGUCUUCGACCUCUUCGCGUGCUCCCGCUACUCCAUCCAAAGACGGCAUUGUUUUGUUCCGUUGUGGACAUGGCUACCAUCGAGCAUGCUUGGAGAUGCAACUUGGUACUAAUCCACUUAUAAACUGGGUUUGCAUGCAAUGUGAUCAAGUUAGCGCUGUUGCCCGAGGUAAACAACCAGUCUCAUAAGAGCUUCUUUCUUAGUCUACCAUGCCCUUUUGUUUCUUCUCCAUGCAAAUGUUUUUGUACCUUGUAUCCACCCCCCUUCUAUGCAAACUCAUAAUAUCCCUAUCGCUCCCCCGAACAGACAUGUCUUGUACAUUUGUCAGUUUCUAAUAGAUGUAAUC
Umbelopsis ramanniana AG is the source of this 5079-nucleotide messenger RNA. RefSeq lists its product as uncharacterized. Gene Ontology annotation, biological process: protein targeting to vacuole; endosomal vesicle fusion. The coding region runs from base 134 to 4921 and encodes 1595 amino acids. Gene Ontology annotation, molecular function: protein binding. The transcript is spliced from 6 exons. Lineage: Eukaryota; Fungi; Mucoromycota; Umbelopsidomycetes; Umbelopsidales; Umbelopsidaceae. The record is from RefSeq and is a predicted model, not a curated record. Gene Ontology annotation, cellular component: HOPS complex; late endosome.